Molecule: messenger RNA, 1891 nt
Organism: Acipenser ruthenus (sterlet)
Lineage: Eukaryota; Metazoa; Chordata; Actinopteri; Acipenseriformes; Acipenseridae
Product: interferon-inducible GTPase 5-like
Exons: 2
Coding region: 125-1312 (395 amino acids)
Cellular component (GO): membrane
Molecular function (GO): GTP binding; GTPase activity
Source: RefSeq, a predicted model, not a curated record
CCUGCUUGUUAAAUAUAAAGACGUUCACCAGCUACUUUAAUUUAAACCUGAAUCCACAGUAUCAAUACCCACUGAAAAGUGACACUUUUUUCCAACGUCUGCAGAAGCAUCAUUUUGGAACACAAUGGCCAGUUCUCAUUCCUGUGAGUUUUUCAGUGAUAAAGAAGCUAAAAGUCUUACAUCGCUUUAUAACGAGGGUGGACUAGCAGCUGUAAUCCCUGUGAUCAAAGAUAAAUUACACAAUUUGGAGAAUGAAACCCUUAACAUUGCAGUGACAGGUUGCACUGGCUCAGGGAAAUCAGCAUUCAUCAAUGCUUUAAGAGGUCUUCGUAGAAAUGAUGAGGGGGCCGCCCCAGUUGGUGUUACAGAAACGACAAGGGAAGCAAAGGCCUAUAAGCAUCCAAACCUUCCUGGAGUGAAUUUAUGGGAUCUCCCCGGAACUCGUUCCACUACAUUCCAGGCCAAGGAUUACCUGAAGAAGGUUGAUUUGAAUAAAUAUGACUUCUUUGUCAUAAUGGCUGCCAAAAGAUUUACAGAAAACGAUGCAAAUCUUGCCAUGGAGAUCGAAAAGAUGGGGAAACAGUUCUACUUUAUUCGUAACCAAAUUGACAUUGAUAUUCAUUCUUAUGAAUUAGAGGGCAUUGAAUACAAUAGAGAGGAAGUACUUCAAACCACCAGAAAUAAUUGCAUUUCUAAGUUAAUACAGAUUGGCAUUCAGAAACCUUGUGUUUUCCUCUUAUCAAACUACCAUGUCAACGAAUACGAUUUCACUGCAUUUACUCAAACUAUUGAAGCUGAGCUCCCAGAGAAGAAGAAGCAUGUGUUUUGGCUCUCUCUUCCUAGCGUUACUUUGCAAGUGAUAGAAAAGAAAAAACAGAUCCUGAAGAAGAGAAUCUGGAUGGUAGCAGCAGCUGCAGGUGCAUUUGGAGCAAUUCCUGUGCCGGGUUUGUCCUUUGCAUGUGACAUUGCUAUACUAGUGGUUGAACUCUUGUAUUACAGGGAGUUCUUGGGUCUAGAUCCACAGUCCCUUCAGAGGCUUGCAUUGAAUGUUGGUAAACCCCUGAAGGUUCUCACAGCAGAAGUUCAGAACCCAUUUGUGUUUGACAUAACCCCACAGUCUGUCACAAAGUUACUGAUCUCAUCUGUCUGUGGUGCUAUGAUGAUUGCUGAUGAUGCUCUCCUUGUUAUCCCUGUCAUUGGAUCUAUUCUUGGAGGAAUAACAUCCUUUGGAACCACCUACAUGAUGCUGAGAAACUCACUGGAUCAGUUUGUAGAGUCUACUCAACGGGUGGUGAAGAAAGCACUUGAAUAGAUUUUAAAUGCCUGUAUACGUUAGGUUUACACGUCACUGGAAUUCAAUUAAUUGUGAUAUUUGCAUAACUAAAUAGCUAAUCCUGUAGCAUUAUUGCGGUGUGGCAACCACUAAUCAACAUAUAUAAUGAUGUGCAUAUGUGUAGAAAAGCUCACAAGCAAGUAGGUGAACAGCAGGGGUACCCCUUCUUUAGCAGUUACGACGAGUCAAGGCUUUGAUAUGUUUGUCUUUCCAGAGCAUCCCUUUUCCAUCCAGCUGCCCCCUAUAUUGAAGUAUCACAGCUUAACACAUAAGGUAUGGUUUAAUUUGAUUAUAUUUUGGAUGAACUAAAAUCACCUCGACAACUCAGUUCCUUAACAUUAAUACCUAACCUCAGGAAUCUGAACUGCCUUGACUCUGUCACCUUGGAAAUGAGGCACAGUGGAGGAACAUGCAGACAUCUCCCCCUCCCUCCUCUAUACUGCUCUUCAGGUUCAGGACCUCGCGCUGGAAUUCCCCUCAGAAAUGUUAGAGUGUGAGAAGCAAUAGCUGUAUGUCUGUUAAAGAAUAAUAAGGUUCAACUAUUCAUGUAAUAAUUAA